Osmerus eperlanus (European smelt) is the source of this 1044-nucleotide messenger RNA. It is a transcript of the gene pdap1b, whose product is annotated as pdgfa associated protein 1b. NCBI's taxonomy places the organism in Eukaryota, Metazoa, Chordata, Actinopteri, Osmeriformes, Osmeridae. Gene Ontology annotation, molecular function: RNA binding. The transcript has 6 exons. Gene Ontology annotation, cellular component: cytosol. Bases 126 to 635 code for a protein of 169 amino acids. The record is from RefSeq and is a predicted model, not a curated record.
CUGUGAGUGUUGUGCUGUGAAAAGGAUCUGUUCAAGUUGUUUUUAGACAGCUGUCAGCCAGGCUGUCAGUCAGUUUACAUGUGUUUAGAUAUACAUUUUUUGUCAUAAAGGUUUUGAUUAUCAAAAUGCCCAAAGGAGGUAAAAAAGGUGGUCAUAAGGGCCGUAUGCGAACCUACACCAGUCCUGAGGAGAUUGACGCUCAGAUGAAAGCUGAGAAGGAGAGGAAAAAGCAGGAGGAAGAGACAGAAGGUGCAGCUCAGGAACCACUUCCAGGGUCGGGCUCUGAAGACAGCGAUGAUGACGGCUCUCUGAAGAGGAAAGGUGUGGAAGGCUUGAUAGACAUAGAGAACCCCAACAGAGUGGCGACAAAGUCAAAGAAGGUGACCCAGAUCGAGUUAGACGAGCCCAAGCAGCUGUCGAGGAGAGAGAGAGAGGAGAUUGAGAAGCAGAAGGCCAAGGAACACUACAUGAAGAUGCACCUGGCGGGAAAGACUGACCAGGCGAAGGCAGACCUGGCUCGCCUCGCCAUCGUCAGGAAACAGAGGGAGGAUGCUGUGCGGAGGAAGGAGGAGGACAGGAGAGCAAAAGAAGGAGCAGCUGCAGUUAAAGGAGUGUCUUCCCUCUCCCUGAAAUGACACACAGUUACAUUUACCCACAAGGCAUUCAUGGACUGAUGCAAUAUUUGACUGAUUUUUAAAGGAGGAGCUGUGAGGAAUACUACUGUUUAUUGUAUCCAUAGUAACCAUAGAAUGAUCACUUGGAUGGAGACGAACAAGACCGACACGUGACACAGAGAGAGACACAAGGGUUCUGGAUAUCUCACAUGGAAAUCUAGCAGUGUUACAUCCCUGGGCAAACAGGCUUUCACUUACAAACACACUUUCACCCUGGACAUGAUGUUGUUACAUGGUGCACCUGCUACUCAGCAUACCACAAGUAUUAACAUGCAGACCUUCUUUAUUAAUGAGUGAUCUUUCUCACUUGUGUGGAUUUGAUGAGUCAUUGUAAAUAAUAGCUCAAUCAUUAAUAUAUUUAAGAUGAAUA